AUGCUGGUACAGCCGGGCCUGUCGACCAUUUACACUGUCGAUAUUAUAGCAGUUCACGGCCCCGACGAAGAUGUAUUUGAAUCUUUCACAUCCAAAAAUGGAACAUUCUGGCUUGGAGACAAAGAUAUGCUUCCAAAAGGUAUCCCGAGUUGCCGCAUCCUCGCGUUUAACUAUUCUACGCCUCAUGGUUCAGAUCCUGCCAUAGAGCUGGCAGAGGAACUAGCUGCUGAUCGCGGUGAGAGCGCUAAGGAGAGACCAAUUAUCUUCCUUUGCCACUCAGAAGGAGGAACCCUUGUCCGGGAUGCACUCGCAUACUCCGAGAAUUAUGACGAUGGAAAAAGAAAGAAACCACUCACUUCCUCGAUUCAUGUUUCGACAUUUGGCCUCUGGAGGUUUACUACAAGCAGGAUCGAAGUUGCUCCAAAUCGUCCUCAACAUCUUUCAGCGCUUCUGCGAUUGCAUUGCCUCGGAAAUGUCAUACUUGAGUCUGGGAUUCAAAUUAGAGGACGGUAUAAGAAGGCUGUGUAG
Molecule: messenger RNA, 528 nt
Organism: Aspergillus glaucus CBS 516.65
Lineage: Eukaryota; Fungi; Ascomycota; Eurotiomycetes; Eurotiales; Aspergillaceae
Exons: 5
Coding region: 1-528 (175 amino acids)
Source: RefSeq, a predicted model, not a curated record